UAGAGAGAAGAGAUAUAAACAGUUCUAAACAAUAUUUAGUCGAGUGAACGUAGCGCUAAACUAUGCUUGAAAAUAUCAACGCUUCUUAGGUCUCAGUGAACUAGAGACAGAAUUCAAAAUGAAACUAUUGUUUUUGUGUACUGCUGUACUGUACUGCAGUGUUGCUGGCGCAGUACCAGUCGCUGUACCUGCACCUUUCCCUGGAGGUGUUGGUCCUGACGGAACCAGAUACAAGACAGCUUACAAAUGCGAGAGUGAAAGAUUGGAACUAACAUGUCCUGAGGAUCACAAGAUCAAGAUCAUCAGAGCAAACUUCGGCAGGUUCAGUAUUGCCAUCUGUAACAGGCACGGAGAGAUGGAUAUGUCUGUGAACUGUAUGGCUCCAUCAUCUACUAGAGUUAUGAAGAAACGGUGUGACAGUAGGGACAGUUGUUCAAUCCAGAUCAGCUCCAGUCUGUUCGGAGAUCCUUGUCCUAAUACUCCUAAAUACCUGGAGGUGCACUACGGUUGUGUUCCAACCACCACGACCACCACAGCUAAACCUCUCCCUCCCUGGUUCCUAGAAGGGGGUGGAGAUGCACUAUGGGAUUCACGUAUUCCAGACCCACCAGAAGGGUUCGCUGACUCUGAUACUAAACCACAAACUGGUGAUGAAAUCCUGGAUAGAAUACCUAUUACAACGCCAACUACAAGCAGCACAACCACAACAAUACCCUCUACCACAGCCGCAACAACCACAACAACGCUUUCCACAUCUUCCUCUCCAGUGGAGAAGAUGGUUGAGAAGGACGACGAGGAGUUAUCUACCGAACCUGAAGGAAUGGAAUAUUAUCACCUGAGCCCUGUUAAUGAUAUUGAAGUAAAUAUUGUUGAUAUUCCUCUAGAGGAUCAACCUCUACACUGUCCUCCAGUUAUCUCACGGAACCUCCACUGGAACUGGACAGCUGCUGGAGAAACCUCUAUCCAACCCUGUCCUCCAGGUAGUACUGGAUUAGCUCGUUGGUCCUGUUCCUCUCCUGUUGAUGAGUCCUCACCUAUAUUCUGGUCUACAGAGCAGCCUGAUAUGGGAGAUUGUAAAACUGUCUCCAUGUCAAGACUUGAAGCAAAGGUUCAGUCCGGGGACCUGGAGAACGUGAUCUCCUCCUCCCUUGCACACCUAAGCAGGACGGAAUCCUUGUACGGAGGAGAUAUUGAACAAAGCGCUGCUGUUAUGAAAACUUUGUCGAACCGAAUCCAGUACCUUCUCCAGACACAGGGAGAUACGUUCUACAAUAAAGGGAUCUAUAUCCAAGAGGUUCUACUCAACAUGGUUCGUUCAGCCAGUAAUCUGGUGGAUAUCUCCAAUAGAUCCGCCUGGAAGGAUCUAUCCCCAGCAAGACAAGUUAAGGCGGCUAAUUCAAUUCUUCAAGCUUUAGAAGAGAACUCUUUUCUUUUUGCUGAAGUAACAAACAAGGAGGAAAUUCUCAUGGAGUCAGCUAAAAAUAUAUAUAUGAGCGUGAAUAUACAAGACGUGGGACGACUCAGUAAUGGAACGGAGUUGGGACGAGAUGAGGACGGAGAGAACUCUAUCCUGCUCCCAUUCAACGUCCUGUGGGACCAAUCCCGGAGCGGAAUCAUCAAACUGGUUCAUUUCUCCUUCACUAAUGUUCAUGAGAUCCUUGGUUCAGCAAACAUUGUUGUCUCCACUACUGGAAAGGAGCCGUUAAGACUCAAUUCUAGACUUGUUUCAGCUUCCUUUGGACGAAACCGUCGAAUCCAGUUUCCUGACACUGUUGAAGUUACUCUUCACCAUCUAGAGCCUCAGGAGAAUGUUGAUCCCAUCUGCGUUUCCUGGAACCCGGAGCUGGGUUAUUGGUCCGACUCUGGAUGUUCCUUGAUAGAAUCCAACCUAUCUGUCUCCAGAUGUAGAUGCGACCACAUGUCAGUGUACGGCCUGGUGUCCCGAGUACCCGGAGCUGAAGCUACACCUGGGUUUUCUAUCAUGACUCUCCAGAUCGUGACGUAUAUUGUUGCGGCCAUCUCUGUAAUCUGUGUGGUCCUUAUCCUAGUCAAGUUUCGUCGUGGUCUGGUUCGGUUUGUGUGCAAGGUUUCCCAGAGCUCUGAGAAACACGUCUGCAACCCAAAAUCUGUUUCUCUGCCUACUAAUAUCUCCGAAACCCACCAUACGCUUCAUAGCAACCUGCAGAGAAACCUGGCACCAGGAGGAGGGAAAGGACCUGAGUUCGUAAUCCAGGAUCAGGACGGAACCAUGACAAUCCUUCCCAACAUUUACAAGACGAACCUGGAGAACGGACAGCCCGUGAUGGUGACCUUGAACCCCUACAGCUCCCAGCUGGUGGACAACCUGAACAAGAUGAUGAAGGAGAGCGGAGAAGGGGAGGUGGACUCCAUGAAUGGAACCAUGAACCCCCAGCUAGCCAGGCUGACUGCUACCUUGAGAAAGAAAAGAUGUGAUCUUGGUCACCCUGGUCCCUGUCGUAGAACCUGUGGGAUUAAUGUCCAGGAGAGCUGUCUUCCUCUAGCUGACCGGGGUUCAAGGAUUAAUCCUGGCGAUGUGGUUCUCCGAGCCAUAUCUCCACAUGGACAUAUUUACUAUGAGAUCAAUCCUAAACAAGAUUCUACCCUGGCGAAACAGAUAAAUAAAUCCCAACCAUCCAGCGGAGAUGAGAAUACAAACAGUGAUCUUCAAAAUAUCUCAGACUUUUCGGACGACGACCAUAGAGCGCACAGUGAGAUGUCCCGUCAAAGUUCAAGUAGGUUCUCUGAGUCUAGACCCUUGAUCUACACCAGCUCUGCCAGUACUUCUCCAGGUGGUUCAGAACUCUCUAGGCAUACACACCUUACAGACAUCUCCAGGCAUACACAUAUCAGUGAUGGACACGCGAGCACAGCGAGUCGGCCAAAGUUUACCCGGGGAACCGUUGGAAGAACUCAAUGGCCAACACUCCCACCAAAUUUCCACGAGGAGGUUUAUGCAUACGCAGCAACAGAUUUCUCCGGGUCUACUCCGAUACCCGGAAUCCCGGAGCAGAUCCAGAGCCAGGUUCAAAUCAAGGAUCUCCGGACUGUUACCGGGAGUGUCAAGAGUAAGGAAUAUAUGAUGGGGAUGAUUGCUGAUAUUAAGAAGAGAAACCUGAACCAUGUUUAAUUCCUAAACCCAGAGCAAUAAACCCUGUCGGUUCAUCCGAACAGAAAAUUCUUCAGAACAAUUGGAAAAUGCACAAUUCUGUGAAUUCUUCAAAACUAUUUCUACGGAGGGAACAAAGGGUGAAUUAUGGCCUCAAGAGUAGACAUGAACUCUCCAUUUGAUAAACCUGUUAUUUUUAAUAUUUUUUGUUUUGUUUUUUAACGUAAAGGAUACAAAAUCAAAACCAUACAAUUUCACGGUUUUGUGUCCUUACGCUUUCUUUUUAUUUAUCCCUUAGAUAAUUUGACAUUUUAAAGAUUUAUACUGCAACAUAUUGCAGAUAUUCUGCGUGCAAAAAGGCUGUGAUUUAAGGCUGUAGAUAGUUUUUGCGGGAGAUUCUGAGAAAAAUUGAAAUUUGAAUUAAAGGCACAGGCUGGAGUAAAUAGGAUAUUCAAUUUUUCAACCAACUUUACACAACUUUGUUCCAAAUUUAUUUAUGAAUUAAUGACUUAAUUAGGAUUGAAACCACAAUAGUUUUUUUGAGCAAAUAAAUACAAUUUUCAAACAAGAAUAUCAAUGUUUUCAUCAUAUCGUUUGUAUCGAACCAUAUCAGUAUAAAUGUUCCGCAUUUAACAGUUUUGUGUAGUUUAAUAAACCCAACAUAUAUCAU
Messenger RNA from Eurytemora carolleeae, 3797 nucleotides. RefSeq names its product latrophilin Cirl. The coding region runs from base 119 to 3148 and encodes 1009 amino acids. The record is from RefSeq and is a predicted model, not a curated record. Gene Ontology annotation, cellular component: membrane. The transcript has 6 exons. NCBI's taxonomy places the organism in Eukaryota, Metazoa, Arthropoda, Copepoda, Calanoida, Temoridae. Gene Ontology annotation, molecular function: G protein-coupled receptor activity; carbohydrate binding.